This is a messenger RNA of Rhodotorula graminis WP1, 3723 nucleotides long. RefSeq lists its product as uncharacterized. Bases 1 to 3684 code for a protein of 1227 amino acids. The transcript is spliced from 3 exons. Gene Ontology annotation, molecular function: myosin binding. The record is from RefSeq and is a predicted model, not a curated record. NCBI's taxonomy places the organism in Eukaryota, Fungi, Basidiomycota, Microbotryomycetes, Sporidiobolales, Sporidiobolaceae.
AUGGCAGAGGCCAUCCACGACGACCACUCGCCCCUCGCCCGCUUCCUGCGCCAGUCCGACUCGGACGACGACGACAAGCCUCGAUCGACCGCUGAGCACCACGGCCACGCCGCGCACGACCCGUCCCCCUCCACCUCGCGACCACCUCUUCCCACAACAACGUCGCCUGUCAAGCGCUCCCGCCGCCAGGUCGCCGCCGUCGAGCGUGUCAAGUACGCCAUCGCCACCUCGGCCCUCCUCAGCGCCAAGCUCGCCGACGCCCUCCAGGUCUACCCGCCGCUCGACGCCCUCGAGGCGCGGCCCAAGCCUGCUCCCCGCACCACCACCACCGCCUCGUCGCGCGCUCGCGCAGCGCAGAAGCGCCUCGGCAAGGGCAAGGAGAAGGAGAAGGCCCAGGCGGCAGACUGGGGCAGCGGGUGGGAGACGAGGGGCCAGGGUGUGACGGAGCGCGGCGUCCUUGGCAGCGCUCAAGCGGCGCUCUCGGGCCUCGUCGGCGCGCUCGGCCGCCUGUCGACCCGCGACGAUGGCGGCGUGCUCGAGAGCGUCGCCGAGGAGGAGGAGGACGGCGCGCCGGCGCCUACGGACCAGGCCCCCGUGUCGCCGCAAGACGCGCUCCUCGCGACCGUCGAGGACUUUGUCGCCGCGUCUCAAGAGCUCGACCUGCGGGUCGCAACAGCCCUCACGGCCAUCAAGGAGCUCGAGUGCAUCGCCCACGGUCUCGGCUUGUCCGACCCUCUUCCGCCCAUCUCGCGCAUCGAGGCGCGUGGCUACCUCGCCUCGCCCAAGCCGACGAGCCCGACCUCUGCGGCCAUGCUCUCGACGCCGUCCCGCUCGCCACGCAUCCCCUCCCCGCUCGGCGGCCCGUCCAAGGCGUCCCCUCCUCGCACGUCCGACAGCGAGCCGUCCUCCCCUCCUCCUCCUCUCCGCGCUCUUGCGCUCCGCAACGCCCUCGCCGACGCCCUGUCCUCGGCACUCGACGCCCUCUCGACCUCGACGAGCGCGCUCAACGCCCUCCUCCCGUCCGACUCGCCGCUCCUCACCCUCACCUCGGCCUCGGCCUCGAUGACGCCCACCUCGUCCCAGUCGCACGCGCCGCAAGCCUCGCUGUCCGAGCUCCUGCGGCACGACUCGCUCGCGCGCGCCGAGCGCACCGAGGUCUCGCGCUGGGAGGAGGGCUCGUCGGCCCCGUCGGCGUCGUCCCGCCCGAGCAGCGUCCACCUCGUCGACGGCGUCGACCCGUUCCACCCGACCGAGUCGACGUUCGGCGGCAUCGACCGUCGCACGGGCGAGAGCGGCACGCCGCAGCGCGCCGGUGUCGGCAAGCAGCACCGCCUCCGGGUUUCGCUCGGCCCGCAUCACGGCGGCAACGGCGGCGGCAGCGGCGGCGGGUCGUCGUCGUUCGAGGCCGUGAGCCCGGGCGGCCCAAGUGCGCGGCGCAAGCGGCCCGUCAGCAUGGGCGGCCUUGAGUCGCUGCCGCCGGUGCCGUCGAGCGAGCGCGACCAGACGGGCCCGAGCGCGGCGACGCACCGCGUCCUGCUCGUCACGCUGCAGGACCGGUUCGACGAUGCGCACGACGCGCGUCGCGGCGUCCUGUGGCGCCUCCUCGAGGCGCUCGACCACGCCGAGUCGGACGCGGCGUGGCACCAGGCCGAGGCGCCCCUCGACGCCCUGCGCGCCGUACUCGCACGCGCAGCGGCAGACGUCGCCCAGGCGCACACGCGCGAGUUCCCCGACGGCGCCGCCGCGGCCGACUCGCCCGCCUCGGCGUCGACGACCGCGAGCGGGCCCGGCGCCGGCUCGAGCGCUCGCGCAGGAGCGGGCAGCGGCGCCCUCGUCGAUGCACGCGAGAAGCGUCGCAGGAGCGGGUACUACGCCCGACCCGAGGCGGACGAGCUGUACCCGCUGUCGGCUUCCUCGUCAUCCGCCCCGACCUGGGGCGCGCCGCCGACGCCGACGCCUGCCGCACGCCGUCCCGCCGCCUACGCCGACUACGCGCCUUCCUCCUCGUCCAGUGCGCCGCCUCCACCGCGCCGCGCUGCGCUCCACGCGCACGCCCUCUCGGUCAGCGCUGUCGACCCGGCCCUCGCGGCGCACGCGCAGAGCAUGCUCCUCUCGCUGCGUGCGCUCCAGGCCAAGGUGCGCGUCGUGCUCGCCGACGCUGCGGGUGCGCGCGUCGGGAGCGCGACGGAGCGCGAGCGCGUGCUCGAGGUGUGGGAGAGCGUCGGCGCCGAGGUGAGGAGGCUCGAGGGCGGGUGGCGGGACGGGAGAGGCGCGCUCAGGGCGGCGCUCGGGCUUGCGGUCGAGCAGGUCGAGGUGCGCGAGCGGGCUGAGGCGGUGCGGGACGAUGAGGUGGCGCCGGCGUCGACGGAGGAGGACGAGGCGCCGCAGGAGGUCGGCGACGAGCUCAACGCGACGGGCGCCGUCUACGCGACGCUCGACUCGUCCGACACCGGCACCGACGACGACCUCAUCUCGAGCCGCCAGGCCAUGCUCGACGCUGCCCUGUCGGCGUCGCUCCUUCCUCCUCCCGACUCGGCUGACGGCCUCGAGUCCCCCUCGAAGGAGAAGGUCUUUGAGGCCGUCGCCGGCUCCGACGCGCGCGCCUCGGCAGGCGCAAAGCUCUCGCGAGACGAGCGCAUUCGCCGCAUGAAGGAGGCGCGCGAGGCGCUCGCGCUCGGGCGCAGCAGCCUCGAGAGCCCGGUCAAGGGCGCGUCGGGCGAGGGCAGCGGCGGCGUCGAGUCGCAGCGGAGCAUGGUCGGCGAGCUGAGGGAGGUGCUCAAGGAGCUGAACCGGGACAAGGGUCGGGCAGAUCCUCCCUCGGCGGCGCUGCCUCCUGUCGACGUCGCACCGCCACCGGCGCGCACGGUCCCCGCCUCGGCGCAGACCGUCGCCACGCCUCCUCCGCCUGCGCAGAAGCCGCUGUCGCCGCCGCCGCCGCCGACCUCAGCCCCGCAAGAGGCCACGGCGCGCGCCUCGCCGCUCGAGCCGGCGCACGAGCCUCUUCCCCCUCCCUCGCCGACCAAGUCGAUCCCGUCGCCGACGACCCAGCGCAUCCUCCCUCCUCCUCCUCUCGCUCGUCGCCUCUCCCAGCCGCCGCAUGGUGCCGCUCCCCUCGCCACACCGCCGCGCCUGCCGCAACCUUCGCCGCCGAGCGCCGCAAGCUCCCCGUCCGCCCCGCUCGCUCAACCCGCCGCCCGAUACACCUCCCCGCCGCCUCUCGCGCCGCCGAUUCCGACCGUGCCCUCGACGCCGGGCAAGCAGCAGGCGCCGCGGUACGUCUCGCCGCCGCCGCCCUCGUCCGCCAACCGCGCACGGGCCGGCUCGUCCACCGCCUUCUCGACCUUUUCGCCGCCCGGCUCGACGCCGGCCACCCCGGGCAAGCAGCAGACGCCUCGGUACGUCGCGCCGCCGCCGGCGAGGGCCCCGCCGCCGGCGCCGCUGCUGCCGUCGCCGAGGUACAGCGCGUCGUCGGCGUCGUCGUCGAUCAGCAUGGGCAUUGGCUCGCCGACGGGCCCGCUCUCGCCGGUACGCGUCGCGCCUUCGUCGCCCUUGCGUGCGACGGCGCAGGUGACAGACGAGAGGAGGGAGCGCGAGGGGCUCGAGCAGGCGAGGGCGCAAGGGCAGCAGCAGCAGGCGCCGCCGCCGCCGCAGAGGGUCAAGCGGCCGUCGGUCCAGACCGUGUAGCAUUGCGGGAGGAGCACGUAGAACAUCUUUGCAUCGCAC